This is a messenger RNA of Rhinichthys klamathensis goyatoka, 1801 nucleotides long. RefSeq names its product gap junction protein alpha 10 a (gene gja10a). Gene Ontology annotation, cellular component: connexin complex. Bases 404 to 1801 code for a protein of 465 amino acids. The record is from RefSeq and is a predicted model, not a curated record. Gene Ontology annotation, biological process: cell communication. The transcript is spliced from 2 exons. Lineage: Eukaryota; Metazoa; Chordata; Actinopteri; Cypriniformes; Leuciscidae.
GUGAGAUUGCAUGAAUACGGCUCACUAGAGAGCAAUAUCAUGAUAUUUUGUGAGGCAGAACAUUGUAUUGACUGACUGCAUGAGGGACAUUCGGUUGGUUGGCAACUUUUUAUGCGUGUGGGGGUGCUGUUUUCAGCAAUUGCUUGAUAAGAUCAGCCAUGGGGCAUUGUCCUGUCAGUUUCUGAUCAAUUUCUAAAUCCUGUGAACUCGCUGCAUGCAACAACUGUGGGGAACAUUCACUGUAGCCGACAUUAUGCGGAGAGACUGGCUGUGUUUUAAUGUGCAAACUCCAUGGCUGUAAAAUGAAGGAAUGAUUUUCCUCGUUGGGGAAAACAUGCUUGUUUAUAUACCAAGGAAACUAGACCGCAAAUCCCACUGAAAUCACGAACAUGUUGCGGUGAAGAUGGGGGACUGGAACUUGUUGGGGAGCAUUUUAGAGGAGGUUCAUAUUCACUCCACCAUCGUGGGUAAAAUCUGGCUGACCAUCCUGUUCAUAUUCCGGAUGUUGGUUCUCGGCGUGGCGGCCGAGGACGUCUGGGUGGACGAGCAAAGCGAAUUCAUCUGCAACACGGAUCAGCCGGGAUGCAAGAACGUCUGCUACGACCAGGCUUUCCCGAUAUCGCUUAUUCGCUUUUGGGUACUGCAGAUCAUUUUCGUUUCCUCGCCUUCGCUGGUGUACAUGGGACAUGCUCUGUACCGGUUAAGGGCUUUGGAGAAAGAACGACACAGGAGGAAAAUCCAGCUAAGAGCCGAGCUGGAAGAGAUGGCACCCCUCUUGGAGGAGCACAAGAAGUUGGAGAAGGAACUAAGGAAGCUAGAAGAGCAGAAGAAAAUGAAGAAGGCUCCUCUGAGGGGCUCCUUGCUACGCACAUAUAUUAUUCAUAUCCUUACCAGAUCAGUGGUGGAAGUGGCGUUCAUUGUGGGGCAGUAUAUCUUAUAUGGCAUAGGACUGGAUCCUUUGUACAAGUGCGAGAGGGUGCCUUGCCCGAACAGCGUGGACUGUUACGUCUCCAGGCCGACGGAGAAGACCAUCUUCAUGGUUUUCAUGAUUGUCAUUGCAGGGGGUUCGUUGUUCCUGAACCUUUUGGAAAUAUCCCACCUGGGGGUGAAAAAAAUUAAACAGACUCUAAGCGGUCUCCAGUUUGUCGAGGACGACAGUCUUUACAAACCCAAGCAUUCGACUAUUCAGCAACUGUGUGUGAUGACGGACUUGUCGCCUCACAAAAACCCGCAGUUGAAAACUUUUAUCCCGCAGGGGCAAAUGGACCCACCGCUGUUCUUAAACAGCGCUUGCGUCGGUUCGAGCAGCGAUAUAAUGCGGCACAACAGUUUCGCCGCGGCCACUCUCCCGGUGUCCUGCAUAACCCAACAGCCCCGCCAAAUGCGCCAGCCCAGCCAGGGAAUGAUCCAUGAACUGCACUCCCAGGCAUCCAUGGAGAUGCUAGAGGACCAGGAAAACCGAAACCAGCAUCUAGAGAGCUGUAACGGCUCAGAGAGGGACGUUAGGCCUUUUAACUUGGGUCAUACCGAAAUACCAGCCUGCCUUCGAAACACUGUGCACAGGCCCAGCCGCUUGCCGGACCUGGGGGGUGAUGCUUUAGAGUCCUCCGAGAGUGACUUUUGUCCACCAAACAGAAAAGCCAGUUUCAUGGCCCGUAUGCCCUCGGACAGCAUGUCAGGCAGUCCGUCCUGUCCUUCCACUAGAAGUUCGGAGUCCGAGCUCGGCUCCCUCAACGACCUGCCCAUGAACCCACCACCAGGGGGUGGACGACGGAUGUCUAUGGCAAGUAGACGCAAAUGA